Molecule: messenger RNA, 10734 nt
Organism: Phyllotreta striolata
Lineage: Eukaryota; Metazoa; Arthropoda; Insecta; Coleoptera; Chrysomelidae
Source: the annotation of a GenBank genome assembly
AUGCUGAUACGAUUACAGGCGACCAUAUUGGUCGCCAUAUUAGUUAUAUUUAGGGAAUGUUUAACACAGAAUUCUACGACAAAUCUAUUUAGUUGUCCAACGGGAUGGGAACUGCGCGGCCUCCACUGUUAUAAAUUUUUUAAUAUUAGGCAUUCAUGGGAGAAGGCUGCUGAACUUUGUAGAAGAUAUGGCAGUGAGUUAAUGGCAGUAGAAUCGUAUAGCGAAAAUAAUAUAACAGCAACCAUCGCCACAUCCUCUGUACCACUAGAAAGGCGAGGAGCGAACCACUACUGGCUAGGUUUAGCUUCAUUAGACGAUCUAAGAACCAACACCUUAGAAUCAGCAGCAGGAGCCUUGGUCUCACAAUACUCAGGUUUUUGGUCUCUCAACCAGCCGGAUCCGGAAUCUGGAGAAUGCGUGGACGUUAUCGUAACCGAGGAAUCCCAAUCGUGGGAGCUCACCACCUGCGAGAGCCUCCAGCCGUUCAUGUGCAGGGCGAAGGCCUGCCCGACGGGCUCCUUCCACUGCUCCAACGGCCUUUGCGUCAACGAGAAAUUCCGCUGCGACAAACAGGACGACUGCGGCGACGGCUCCGACGAGCUGGAUUGCGCCCUGAAUUGCAACUUCUACCUGGCCAGCAGCGGCGACGUCGUGGAGAGCCCCUACUAUCCCCACAAGUACGCGCCAUUGACGAACUGCAAGUGGACGUUGGAAGGGCCGCAGGGCCACAACAUCCUGCUGCAGUUCCAGGAGUUCGAGACCGAGAAGACCUUCGAUACCGUGCAAAUCCUGGCGGGCGGUAGAACCGAAGACACGUCCGUGAAUUUGGCCACGCUGUCCGGAAAGCAAGACUUGACUAACAGAUCGUUCGUGUCCGGCUCGAAUUUCAUGAUCAUCAAAUUCAGCACUGAUGCUUCCGUGGAGAGGAAGGGCUUCAGGGCCAGCUGGAAAACCGAGCCGCAAACCUGCGGAGGUACGCUCAGGGCGACGCCGCAAGGACAGGUGCUCAGUUCACCGGGUUAUCCAUCGCAGUAUCCUGGAGGGUUGGAGUGUUUGUACGUUAUCCAAUCGCAGGGCGGGAGGAUCAUAACGUUGGAAGUGGACGAUCUGGAUUUGGACGAGACUCGCGAUUUUAUUUUGGUGAGAGACGGCGAUUCGCCGAAGAGCAAACCGAUCGCUAAGUUGACGGGAAAAUGGGAGAACAAUCAGAAAGUUAUCAUGUCCACUGGCAACCACGUUUAUAUCUACUUCAGAACUCGUUUGGGCGACUCCAGAAGAGGAUUUAGAAUCAGAUACACUCAAGGUUGUAAAGCGACGAUUGUUGCUCGAAACGGAACGAUAUCAUCUCCGGCAUAUGGAUUGGAAAACUAUCCGAGCAACCAGGAAUGCUUGUACAAAAUAAAGAACCCAGGCGGUCAAGCGUUGUCGCUAAACUUCGGCAAUUUCGACGUGGAUAAAUCGGAUUUCGUGCAAGUCUUCGACGGUACAACCACCAGCGGAUUGAGGCUUCAUUCCGGCAACGGUUUCACCGCAGUUGCCAAGCCCAAAAUUACGCUAACCGCUUCGAGCGGGGAGAUGCUGGUGCGUUUCACAACGGACGCCCUUCAUAACAACGUCGGUUGGGAGGCUACUUUCUCAGCAGAUUGCCCGCCGCUUCAGCCUGGAAUCGGCGCAUUGGCAUCCAGCAGAGACACGGCUUUUGGCACCAUAAUCACAUUCAGUUGUCCUACCGGGCAAGAAUUCGCGACCGGUAGAACGAGAUUAACAACUCAGUGCAUGCUGGGUGGUAAUUGGUCUAUCAGCUACAUUCCAAAAUGCCAGGAAGUUUACUGCGGACCCGUUCCACAAAUAGACAACGGUUUUUCGAUUGGAUCCACUAACGUAACUUACAGAGGUCAGGCUAUGUACCAAUGUUACGCCGGUUUCGCUUUUCCAAGCGGCCAGGCCAUCGAAAGGAUAUCUUGUCUCUCCGACGGACAUUGGGAGAAGAAACCUACUUGCUUGGCUUCUCAAUGUUCAUCCUUACCGGACGUUCCACACGCCAACGUUACAGUUUUGAACGGUUUAGGUCGAUCGUACGGUACAAUUGUACGUUACGAAUGCGAACCGGGUUACAUACGAAGCGGUCCGCCCGUGAUUUUGUGCAUGAGCAACGGCACUUGGUCCGGAGACGUCCCAAUUUGUUCACGCGCGAAAUGUCCCGAGUUUCCCGAAAUCCAAAACGGCUUCCUUACCGACACCGCCAGGGAUUACUACUUCAACGACGAAGCCCGAGUGCAGUGCUUCAAGGGCUACAAAUUGAUCGGCAACAGUAUCAUCAGAUGCGGCGAAAACCAGCUGUUCAACAACGCUCCGAGAUGUGAGGAUAUAAACGAAUGUAUCACGAGCCAAUGCGACGUGGCCUCGACCGAAUGCGUCAACGUUCCGGGAUCGUUCCAUUGCAAAUGUCGAAAAGGUUUCGAAACUACUCAGGAAUGCAGGCCGGUGGGAGAUCUGGGUUUAGUUAAUGGUGGAAUUCCCGACGAAUCGAUCACUGUGUCCAGCAAUGAGCCGGGAUACGACAAAAGUAUGGUACGUUUGAAUGGACCUGGAUGGUGUGGCAAUACGAUUGAAGGCGGUUCGAAUUGGGUACUAAUCGACUUAAAAGCACCGACUGUUAUAAGAGGUUUUCGUACAAUGGCCGUCCAAAGAUCAGACGGCAACGUGGCCUUCACUUCAGCCGUUCGCAUUCAAUACACCGACGAUCUAACCGACGUAUUCAAAGAAUACAGAAACCCCGACGGGUUGGCGGUCGAAUUUACCAUCGAAAAACCCACCCUGUCCAUCCUCAACCUCCCCGUACCCAUCGAAGCCCAAUACAUCAAAUUCAAAAUCCAAGACUACGUGGGCGCGCCCUGUCUGAAGCUCGAAGUGAUGGGCUGCACUCGAUUGGAGUGCAUCGACAUCAACGAAUGCUCGGUCAACAACGGCGGCUGCCAGCAGAAGUGCAUCAACAACGCCGGCGAGUACUCGUGCGGCUGCAACAUCGGCUACGAGCUGUACACGCGCAACGGCACCGCUUCUUUCAACAUCGAAGCCUCGGAAACGGGAGCGCGCGACGGAGACGUGUACCAAGUGAACAAAUCCUGCGUGCCUGUCAUGUGCCCGAGUCUAACUUCGCCCGAAAAUGGGCAUAUCUUGUCUACUAAAGAUAAGUUCCAUUUCGGCGAUUUGGUGCGGUUCCAGUGCGAUUUUGGCUACGUGAUGACCGGUUCGUCUUCGUUGCUUUGUUCUUCGUCGGGUGUUUGGAAUGGAACUGUACCGGAAUGCAAAUAUGCCCAAUGUGUGUCUUUACCAGACGACAAAAACGAAGGUCUCAAAGUUUUGCGCAACGAUGAAGACAGCGUUUUAGUACCGUUCCGUGAUAACGUAACACUCAAUUGUAACAGCAACGGUAGGUCAUUGAGAAGAACUUCAACAUCAUCAUUCAGACAAUGCGUGUACGAUCCUAAACCUGGCUUACCUGAUUACUGGUUGAGCGGUAUUCUUCCAUCGUGUCCUCGAGUUGAUUGCGGCGUUCCACCUCCAAGUCCAGGCGCUGAGUACGGUCAAUACGUGGACACCAAAUACCAAUCUUCAUUCUUCUUCGGUUGCCAAAACACGUUCAAAUUGGCCGGCCAAAGCAGCAAAUACGACAACGUGGUUAGGUGCCAAGCCAACGGAGUCUGGGAUUUCGGCGAUUUGCGGUGCGAAGGGCCCGUGUGCCAGGAUCCGGGCAGGCCGAGCGACGGUUACCAGAUCUCCAGGAGCUACGAGCAAGGCUCGGAGAUAUCGUUCGGCUGCAACCGGCCGGGUUACAUCAUGAUCAAUCCGAGACCGAUAACGUGCGUUCGGGAUCCGGAAUGCAAAGUGGUGCGCCCGCUGGGCAUCGCCUCCGGGAAAAUACCGGAUUCGGCUAUAAACGCGACCAGCGAACGGCCGAAUUACGAAGCCAGGAACGUGAGAUUGAACUCCGUUACCGGCUGGUGCGGCAAACAGGAGGCCUUCACCUACGUCAGCGUGGAUUUGGGUAAAAUUUACAGGGUGAAAGCCAUAUUAGUCAAAGGUGUUGUUACUAACGAUAUCGUCGGUCGACCUACUGAGAUCCGAUUUUUCUACAAGCAAGCUGAUAACGAGAACUACGUUGUAUACUUCCCUAAUUUCAAUCUAACGAUGAGGGAUCCCGGUAAUUACGGAGAACUGGCUAUGAUAUCUUUACCUAAAUACGUUCAAGCGAGGUUCGUUAUUUUGGGUAUCGUCAGUUAUAUGGACAACGCUUGCCUAAAAUUCGAAUUAAUGGGUUGCGAUGAACCCGAUAAAGAACCGUUACUUGGUUACGAUUAUGGAUACUCACCGUGUGUCGACAAUGAAACACCAGUUUUCCAAAAUUGUCCACAACAACCAAUUGUAGUACAAAAGGACGCCAAUGGCGGAAUAUUGCCAGUAAACUUCACAGAACCCACAGCUGUGGAUAAUUCCGGAAGCAUAGCAAGAUUAGAAAUAAAACCAGCCAGUUUCAGAACGCCUUUGUACGUUUUCGAAGACACCGUCGUGAAAUACGUAGCUUAUGAUUACGACGGCAACGUCGCUAUUUGUGAAAUCAACAUUACCGUUCCAGAUAACACUCCACCCCAAUUGAGCUGCCCUCAAAGUUACGUGAUCGAAUUGGUAGACAAACAGGACAGUUAUGUCAUAAACUUCAACGAAACCCGUCGAAGACUGAACGUGUCUGAUGCAUCGGGAGAGGUCCAUGUUACUUUCAAUCCGGACAAAGCCACAAUUUCCAUCGGCGAUUUCAAAAACGUGACCGUAGUGGCGACCGAUAAGUACGGAAACAAGGCUUCCUGCUACUUCCAAGUCUCCGUUCAAGCUACUCCGUGCGUCGAUUGGGAGCUCAAACCGCCCGUAAACGGCGCUCUAAAUUGUUUACCGGGAGAUAAAGGUUUGCAGUGCAUCGGUACUUGCAAUCCCGGGUAUAGAUUUACCGACGGAGAUCCAGUUAAAACGUUUGCUUGCGAUACUAACGGACCUUGGAAACCUAGUUCUGUUAUACCUGAUUGUGUUUCAGAAAAUACCCAACAAGCUGAUUACCACUUCACAGCAUCAAUAAACUACAGAGCUAAUGGAGCUGUAGCCACCUCGUGCUUGAACCAAUACACCGAGCUUCUGGCUCAAUACUACAACAACCUCAACAUGGUUCUAUCGGAAAGAUGUUCUGCAGUGAACGUUAAAAUGAAUGUAACUUUCAUCAAUGCACUAGCUACAUUGGUGGAAGAGAAUGUCGUUAAAGUCGAUUAUAUUUUGGAUAUAAUGCCGGUUGUAAGGCAGCCACAGCUGUACGACCUUUGCGGCAGUACUUUGAAUUUAAUGUUCGAUUUAUCAGUACCGUACGCAAAUGCUGUGGUCGAACCGCUGCUGAACGUUUCUUCCAUUGGAAAUCAAUGUCCGCCGCUCAAAGCUCUAAAAUCUACGAACCAAAGGGGAUUCACCUGUAACGUUGGCGAGGUUCUGAACAUGGAUACCAACGAUGUUCCUAGAUGCUUGCAUUGUCCAGCCGGAACGUUCGCAGGAGAGAAACAGAAAGAAUGCACUUACUGCCCGAAGGGUUUCUAUCAGAACCGCGACAGGCAAGGCUCCUGUAACAGAUGCCCGCAGGGUACAUACACUCGCGAAGAAGGUUCAAAGAGCGUCCACGAUUGCAUACCGGUAUGCGGUUACGGAACGUACUCGCCUACAGGUUUAGUCCCUUGCCUCGAAUGUCCCAGAAACAGUUUCACCAGCGAACCGCCCACCGGAGGAUUCAAAGACUGCCAGGCAUGUCCGGCCAAUACUUUCACCUACCAACCAGCGGCUACCGGCAAAGAUAAGUGCAGACCAAAAUGCAGCCCUGGGUAUUACUCACCGACUGGAUUAGCUCCUUGCUCGAUGUGCCCGCACAGUUUCUACCAAUCCCUCACCGGUCAAACAUCUUGCACGGAAUGUCCCAGUAAGAUGAAGACAGAAGUUCCCGGAUCCACUGGAAGGGACGAUUGUCGGCCGGUGCAAUGCAAGGAAAACGUUUGCCAACACGGAGGAAUUUGCAUACCGAUGGGACACACGGUGCAUUGCUUCUGUCCUGCUGGGUUUACUGGAAGAAGAUGUGAAGUAGAUAUAGAUGAAUGCUCAUCGCAACCCUGCUAUAAUGGUGGUACUUGCAUUGAUUUGCCGCAAGGGUACAAAUGCCAAUGUCCUCCUGGUUAUUCGGGUGUCAACUGCCAAGAAGAGCGCUCUGAUUGUUCGAAUGAUACCUGCCCUGCUAGAGCCAUGUGCAAAGAUGAGCCUGGUUAUAAAAAUUACACGUGCCUUUGUCGUUCGGGCUACACAGGACUCGAUUGCGAUGUUACGAUCGAUCCUUGCACUGCAAACGGAAAUCCUUGCCACAACGGAGCGAGUUGCGUAGCCCUGCAACAGGGCAGGUUCAUGUGCGAAUGCCUGCCCGGUUGGGAAGGCCAAAUGUGCGAAUCGAACAUCGACGAUUGCGCCGAGAAACCUUGCUUGUUGGGCGCCAAUUGCACGGAUUUAGUGGCCGAUUUCAGCUGCUCCUGUCCGGCCGGUUUCACCGGCAAGAGAUGCCAGGAGAAGAUCAACAUGUGCAGCCGGAACCCGUGCAAGAACGGCGUGUGCGUCGACAAACUGUUCGAUUUCGAAUGCGUGUGCGAACGCGGAUGGACAGGAGACAUUUGCGAGACCAACAUCAACGAUUGCCAGCCCAAUCCGUGCCAAAACGGCGGGCAUUGCAUGGAUGGAAUCGAUGAUUUUAAAUGUACCUGCGAGCCUGGUUAUACCGGAAAGAAAUGCCAACACACUUUAGAUUUUUGUUCAUCAGAGCCCUGCCAAAACGGUGCUACUUGCACGGAUUUGGUAGACGGAUUCUCUUGUAAAUGCCGACCGGGUUUCGUCGGUUUGCAAUGCGAAGCCGAGAUAGACGAAUGCCUGAGCGAUCCCUGCAACCCCGUCGGCACCGAGAGAUGCGUCGAUUUGGACAACAAGUUCGUUUGCAUGUGCAGGGAAGGCUUCACCGGCGACGCUUGCCAAACCAACAUCGACGAUUGCCAAUCGCAGCCUUGCCUGAACGGAGGCUCGUGCAGAGACGAAGUCGGUUCGUACCGUUGCGUGUGCAGACCCGGUUGGACCGGAGCCAAUUGCGAAACGGACAUCGGUAGUUGCCAAUCCAGGCCUUGCCAAAACGACGCCAAUUGCAUCAAUCUCUUCCAAGACUACUUCUGCGUCUGUCCUUCCGGUACUGACGGUAAGCAAUGCGAAACCGCCCCGGAGAGAUGCAUAGGCGAUCCGUGCAUGCACGGCGGUAAAUGCCAGGACUUCGGGUCCGGUUUGAAUUGCUCCUGCAGCGACGGAUUCAGCGGCAUCGGCUGCCAGUACGAGUACGACGCGUGCCAGGCCAAGGCGUGCAGGAACGGCGCCAGCUGCCUCAACGAGUAUCCGGGCUUCAGGUGCGUCUGUCCGCCCGGGUACACGGGAAAAUUCUGCGAAGAGGACAUCGUCGAUUGCAAGGAGAACUCCUGCCCGCCGAGCGCCACCUGCAUCGAUUUGACCGAGAAGUUCUACUGCAAAUGUCCGUUUAAUUUGACCGGGGAAGAUUGCAGAAAAACUAUCUCUGUGGAUUACGAUUUGUACUUCAGCGACGCAACGAGAAGCUCGGCUUCGCAAGUCAUUCCUUUCUACACAGGUUCGAAAUCUAGUAUGACGAUUGCCUUGUGGGUGCAAUUCACUCAAAGGGACGAAAACGGCAUAUUCUUCACGCUCUACAGCGUAUCAGACAAAUUUGUCCCGACUGAUAGACGCCCGAUAGUUCAAGCGCAUUCCAACGGAGUGCAAAUUUCGAUAUUCCCCGAUCUUCAAGAUGUCUACUUAAGCUACCGCGACUACACCACAGUUAAUGACGCCCAAUGGCAUCACAUUGCUAUCGUUUGGGACGGCGAAAACGGCGGUGAACUCAAACUCAUCACCGAGGGACUGAUAGCCAGCAAGGUGAAAGGAUACGGAAGCGGCAGGAAGUUACCUGAAUAUGCUUGGGCUACAUUAGGAAAACCGCAAACUGGUAACCCGAAGGCGUACACUGAAUCAGGUUUCCAAGGUCAUUUAACUAAAGUGCAAAUUUGGGGAAGAGCUUUGGACGUGACCAACGAAGUACAGAAGCAAGUUAGAGAUUGCAGGACGGAGCCCGUGCUAUACAGAGGCCUGAUACUAACUUGGGCUGGCUACGAAGACACAGUAGGAGGUGUGGAAAGGAUAGUGCCAUCGCAUUGCGGCCAAAGGAACUGCCCGCCCGGUUACAAAGGAUCCAAAUGCCAAGACUUGGAGGUCGACAAAAUUCCACCCAAAGUCGAAUACUGCCCCGGCGAUUUGUGGAUCAUUACGAAAAACGGAUCGGCUUUGGUCGUGUGGGACGAGCCCCACUUCACUGACAACGUAGCCAUAACUAAGAUACAAGAAAAGAGCGGUCACCGACCCGGACAAACCUUACUGUGGGGCAUUUACCAAAUCGCUUACGUCGCCUCGGACGCCGCCGGUAACACAGCUACUUGUACAUUCAAAGUAUCAGUAUUAUCCGAAUUCUGUCCGGAACUCCCCGACCCAGUAGGCGGCAUGCAACUGUGCAAAGAUUGGGGCGCCGGCGGGCAAUUCAAAGUCUGCGAAAUCGGCUGCAACCCAGGCCUGAGAUUCUCCCAGGAAAUACCGCUAUUCUACACCUGCGGUGCCGAAGGUUUUUGGAGACCCACCAAAAACUCUAACCUACCAUUAGUCUAUCCAGCGUGCUCUCCCGCUAAACCCGCCCAACGUGUGUUCAGAAUCGAGAUGCUCUUCCCGAGCUCGGUGCUUUGUAACGAAGCAGGUCAAGGCGUGCUGAAGCAAAAGGUUCGAAACGCCGUCAACUCGCUAAACAGAGACUGGAACUUCUGUUCCUUCGCCGUCGACGGUACAAGGGAAUGUAAAGAGCUGAACAUUGACGUGAAAUGCGACCACAGAUCCGGCAGGCAAAGGAGACAAGCCGCUGAAUCGGACGAAGACGGCGGUACUUACGUCGUCAAGACCAACGUACCGGUAGAGAAAAGUUCCCGACAAGGAAGGCAAUCGUCCAGUGACACGUACGACGUAGAAAUCUCCUUCCCGGCGAUAAAUGAUCCAGUGGUUAAUUUAAAUUCCAAUGAAAGAACAACAGUGAAAGCGCUUCUAGAAAAACUCAUUCUGGAAGAAGACCAAUUCGAUGUAGGCGAUAUCCUACCCAACACCGUCCCCGAUCCAUCAUCUUUGAUUCUCCAAUCCGAUUAUGCUUGUCCCGAUGGGCAAGUGGUGAUGCCUCCAGAUUGCGUUCCAUGUGCCAUCGGUAGCUACUUUGAUAAUUCAACCAAAGCCUGCGUUCCGUGUCCCAAAGGCUUCUACCAAAGCGAAACCGGCCAAUCGCAGUGCAGCCAAUGCCCACCCAUCGCCGGUAGACCUGGUGUUACAGUUAGCGUUGGAGCCCGAAGUGCCGCAGAUUGCAAAGAACGGUGUCCAGCUGGUAAGUUCUUCGACCACGAAGCGGGCUACUGCCGCAGCUGCGGUCACGGUUUCUACCAGCCCAACGAAGGAUCCUUCUCCUGCGAGAUAUGCGGCCUGGGCAAAACGACGAGAACCAACGAAGCUGUUUCGAUCAAGGAAUGUCGCGACGAGUGCAGCAACGGCCAGCAACUCGGCGUCGACGGUAAAUGCGAGUCCUGCCCGAGAGGUACCUUCAGAACGCAAGGCGUUCAAUCCGUUUGCCAGACGUGUCCUUUGGGAACCACCACGCAAAAAUCCGGCGCUGUGACAGUCGAGGAAUGUUCCCUGCCUGUAUGCUCGCCCGGUUGGUACCUCAACGGCACUUUGAACAGCUGCGUGCCAUGCAAACAAGGUUUCUACCAAUCGGAGUACCAACAAACUUCGUGCAUCCGCUGCCCUUCAAACACCAUCACUAUAGGAACAGCUGCGACGAGUGUGAAGGAGUGCACGAACCCCUGCGAAACCAAAGGAUCCGAAAUGCAAUGCGACCCGAACGCUUACUGUCUAGUCAUACACGAGACCAACCAGUUCAAAUGCGAGUGCAAGCCGGGCUUCAACGGCACCGGCAAAGAGUGCUUCGACGUGUGCGAGGGCUUCUGCGACAACGAGGGCACCUGCGUCAAGGACGUCAGGGGACAGCCGUCGUGCAGAUGCGUCGGCAGCUUCACCGGGAAGCACUGCUCGGAGAAGUCCGAGUUCGCUUACAUCGUCGGAGGAAUCGCCGCCUCCGUCAUUCUGAUCAUAUUCAUUGUGUUGUUGAUUUGGAUGAUUUGCGCGAGGUCGAAUCCGAGGAAGGAGCCGAAGAAGCUUCUGACGCCGGCUACGGAUCAAAAUGGCUCGCAAGUGAACUUCUACUAUGGAGCUCCGACUCCUUAUGCGGAAAGUAUAGCUCCCAGUCACCACUCGACUUACGCGCAUUAUUACGACGACGAGGAGGACGGCUGGGAGAUGCCGAAUUUCUACAACGAAACUUACAUGAAGGAGAGCUUGCAUAACGGCGUUAACGGGAAAAUGAACAGCUUGGCCCGGUCGAACGCCAGCAUAUACGGUACAAAGGACGACCUCUACGAUAGACUGAAGCGUCACGCCUAUCCCGGCAAGAAAGACAAAAGUGACAGCGAAAGUGAAGGUCAAUAA